AGUGGGCACAUGGGGGUGCGGGGGUGUAGGUGCCAAGCGCCAUGGCUUAGACCCGAGAUUGGAGUCCGGCCGCCCCCCGACAGCAGCCGCCUCCUGCCCCCCGUGCGCCCUAGGCGCCACCAUGUCGGGAGACAAACUUCUGAGCGAACUCGGUUAUAAGCUGGGCCGCACAAUUGGAGAGGGCAGCUACUCCAAGGUGAAGGUGGCCACAUCCAAGAAGUACAAGGGUACCGUGGCCAUCAAGGUGGUGGACCGGCGGCGAGCGCCCCCGGACUUCGUCAACAAGUUCCUGCCGCGAGAGCUGUCCAUCCUGCGGGGCGUGCGACACCCGCACAUCGUGCACGUCUUCGAGUUCAUCGAGGUGUGCAACGGGAAACUGUACAUCGUGAUGGAAGCGGCCGCCACCGACCUGCUGCAAGCCGUGCAGCGCAACGGGCGCAUCCCCGGAGUUCAGGCGCGCGACCUCUUUGCGCAGAUCGCCGGCGCCGUGCGCUACCUGCACGAUCAUCACCUGGUGCACCGCGACCUCAAGUGCGAAAACGUGCUGCUGAGCCCGGACGAGCGCCGCGUCAAGCUCACCGACUUCGGCUUCGGCCGCCAGGCCCAUGGCUACCCAGACCUGAGCACCACCUACUGCGGCUCAGCCGCCUACGCGUCACCCGAGGUGCUCCUGGGCAUCCCCUACGACCCCAAGAAGUACGAUGUGUGGAGCAUGGGCGUCGUGCUCUACGUCAUGGUCACCGGGUGCAUGCCCUUCGACGACUCGGACAUCGCCGGCCUGCCCCGGCGCCAGAAACGCGGCGUGCUCUAUCCCGAAGGCCUCGAGCUGUCCGAGCGCUGCAAGGCCCUGAUCGCCGAGCUGCUGCAGUUCAGCCCGUCCGCCAGGCCCUCCGCGGGCCAGGUAGCGCGCAACUGCUGGCUGCGCGCCGGGGACUCCGGCUAGAAGCCGGGUGGUUCCAGCCAUUCCUGCAGCCAAGGGCACUGGGCCAGGGCGGCGCACGCGCAAGAGGCGCGCUUCGAGGGAAUAUGCGAAGCUGCCGCGUGCUGCUGCACAUGCGCUUUUUCCCUUCCGCUUCCCUCCCUUUCUUCCCACGGGGGAGUCCGCAGUUGCCCUUGUUCGGAAUCCACGUUCCCCGCGAUCCCGGGAGCUGGAGGCGCAUGCGCAUCCGCGAUUCCCUGCGACCAGGCCCCGAGAGGGCGAGACCAGAGGGGACGGAAGCAUUGCGCCUGCGCGGAACUCUCAGCCUCUGCGCGGAGGGCGUCCCUUCCCAACCAGCCGUGGGUGCCAGGUUCCCGGUUGGAACCUGCAAUAAACUCGCUGUUCCUCGCA
This is a messenger RNA of Homo sapiens (human), 1330 nucleotides long. It is a transcript of the gene TSSK6, whose product is annotated as testis specific serine kinase 6. Gene Ontology annotation, biological process: flagellated sperm motility; sperm DNA condensation. Gene Ontology annotation, molecular function: protein kinase activity; protein serine/threonine kinase activity; ATP binding. The transcript has a single exon. The record is from RefSeq and is marked reviewed. Bases 122 to 943 code for a protein of 273 amino acids. Gene Ontology annotation, cellular component: axonemal microtubule doublet inner sheath; nucleus; sperm flagellum. Lineage: Eukaryota; Metazoa; Chordata; Mammalia; Primates; Hominidae.